CUUCCGGCAGCACCGGUUGCACAGUGGACACAGAGUGAGACUUCAGCAGCUCCCCAAAAUCGGGAGAAAGUCCGAAGAACAUCGAAAUAAGAUUGUGAUGAUUCUCACAAAUGGACGACAUCAACCUCCAUUAUCGCUUUUUGAACUGGAGAAGGCGAAUACGAGAAAUUCGUGAAGUACGACCAGUGCGCUACCGAGAACGCCUGAAAAGAAUGCUGAGGGAUGGUGAUGUGCUGAGGUACCAUGGGAAUUCAGAUGAAGUUGGCUGUUUUGUGGCGGCGAGGCCAUUGUCAAAGAGAAGUCGCUAUUUUGAGGUCACAAUCGUUGAUACGGGAGUGAGGGGGAUGAUUGCUGUUGGUUUAGUGCCUCAGCUCUACAAGCUGGACCAUCAGCCGGGCUGGCUCCCAAAUUCUGUGGCUUUCCAUGCAGAUGAUGGCAAGCUCUACAACGGCAACACUGUAGGACAACAAUUUGGUCCUAAAUGCUGCAGAGGGGACCGAAUUGGCUGUGGAAUAUCCCUGGACUCUGAUGAUGGACAGUUGACUGUGUUUUUUACCAAGAAUGGUAAAGAAGUUGGCAGCUUGGACAUGCCAGCAGCUGAAGCUCUCUACCCUGCGGUCGGAAUGCACUCGCUGGGGGAGGAAGUACUGCUGGACCUGCAUGCUGAGUGGGGAAUGGAAGAGGAUGACGGACUGAUGAUAGUAGACAGCCAUGAAGAUGACUGGGGCCGCCUCCAUGAUAUUAGAGUGUCUGGCACCCUGCUCGAGUACAUGGGCAAAGGGAAGAGCAUUGUUGACGUGGGCUUGGCUCAGGCCCUUCGGCCACUCAACACACGCUUCCACUACUACGAGCUGGAGAUCACAGACGCUGGGGAGAAGUGUUACAUCGCCCUUGGCCUGGCACGCAAGGAUUAUCCGAAAAACAGACAUCCAGGUUGGAGCAGAGGGUCCAUAGCUUAUCAUGCUGAUGACGGGAAGUUGUUCCAGGGCAGCGGAGUCGGCGACGCCUUCGGUCCGCGCUGCUUCGAAGGAGACCUCAUGGGCUGCGGCAUCAUGUUCCCACGUGACUACAGCAACGAGGGCAGAGAUGAUGUGGACGACUGGGACCUGGAAGCGUUUCCACGGCCCAGUGAGGUUCAAAACGACUUGUACGCGGGCAACGACGAGGGGGAGGAGGAGGAGGAGGACGGGGAGGGGGAAGACUUGGAGGGUACCAAGGUCACGGUGUUCUUCACCCGGAACGGAAAUGUGGUGGGACGCAGGGAGGUGGCCUUACCAGCAGGAGGCUUCUACCCCACUAUCGGCAUGAUGAGCACCGGGGAGAAGGUCAAAGUGGACCUGCACCCCCUCAGUGGCUGAACGCCGCCACGGGACUCCAUGAUCCUCAUCGUCAACAGGCUGCUGCACGUUGCUUGUUGAAGUCACGUCAGGAUAGAACUGUGGCCUUCUCAUGCUGUAAGAGUCAAAUAACUUUGAUUCAAAAUGAUCCAAAUGUAUAUUUUUUUGAGGUUGUAAUUCAGGAGUGUCCAAGCUUUUUCCUCCAAGGGCUGUUUAGUGAAAAAUGUAAGGGCCACUUUGACAUCUUCAAUUUAUUUAGCACACACAAUCCAUCAGUGUAGUUAAACAUAUGCAAAGCAAUUCUACAUAUAUUUUUUAUUUAUACUGCAUGAAGUCAAGGAUUUUUCCAGAAUUUGUCUUUAUCCCGCUAGAAUAGAUCCCAACAAGUGAGCACAGUAGAAUUCCGUCUCCACCACUGGAACCAAAUCAAGAGCAUUCUGGACGAAGCUGACCUCGGCGCCGCACCUUACCAAAUGAUGUGUGAUUGGUUGAAAGAGAGAUGACAGGGAACUUCCUCUUCUCUUCUCUUCUCUUCUCUUCUCUUCUCCUGCCUUGCCACCCAGUGUAGAAAUUAUGUAGUACAAUGCAGGCAAACUACAUGGGGCUGUGUCACACAUUAAGUCUAUGCCACAGGCUGGCAAAAAAAAAUGGAUGAUGGGCUGCAAUGACCCCCAGGCUGUAGUUUGGGACACACCUGUUUAAUAGAAUCACACAGUGUGAUGUUGAUUUUCUUUACAAAAAGAAAGAUCGCAAACACAAUUGACACUAUUUCCGCGUUUGCGUGUAUGUUGCCUAACUGUGUGCGCUGCACGUCCCAUAACUGGUGCAUUGCUGACACUUAGUGGUCAGAGUCCUGUAGUGCGGUCAUUGGUUCAGUUCAUGGCCUGCCUGAAAAUGUAAGUCUAUAACGCAGUGUUUCCCAAUCUUUUCUUGAGCCAAGGCACAUAUUGUAUGGCACUCCACCAAACAAAAAUAAUGUAAUGAAAUAGUUUAUGUAAUGAAAUAAUUUACUUCAGACAAAUUUACUUAGUGUGAAAUCUGGGCCUGUUAUUUUUCUGCCAUUUAUUGGAAAAGCAAUUAAAUGUUACACCUGUCAUGAUAUGUCGCUGGCAUGGAUAGAUUGGGAAAAAUACUUUGUCAAAAAGAAUUUUCAGAUAAUUGUAUAAUUUUCUGCAACCUGAUGAUCGCUCACACAAAUGUGCUGGGGCAUAAUGGUUGGGAAACACAUCAUUAUGGCCAUUAACUCUAAUUUUUCCCUCCAAUGAGGUUAAGUCUUUUUUUGGGGGGGGGGGUUUAAUAUGUUACUCAGUACAUGUUGAAACUGUGUUCUUGUUAUCAAACUACAAACUACUUUGAUCAACACUAAAAGAUGUAAUACUGAAAGGGAAUGUUUAAUGGAAGGAUAAUUAAUGACCAAAAACAUGUACAGUUUAAAUGUAUUCUUGACAAUGAAGCCAUAACUAUAAUUUGUUGCUCUCAGGUAUAUUUAAAUAUCAAAACUGAUACUGUUUUUAUUUAUUCGUCACAGAUUUCCAUUGCUUUGAGUCACGUUUUCACUUUUUGGGGGGUGAGUUAAUGCUGUUCUCUAAUAGUUUAGGAUUAUUGUUUGUGACAGUAAGACUUCCAAUGUUCACCUGUACUUCCUUUCAGCACAGUUUUAGUUUCCUGGCCUCGAUUCUAUUCCUCCUCAGAUGGGCACAGAAAGAAUGUUGUGUGCAAUCUCCUCCCACAUGCCAAAAACAUGUAUGCUAGGUUCACUGAACACUAAAUUGAGCCGAGGUGUGAAUUUGGGGUAGGCUCCAUCAUGUGCCCUUCAUUAGCAUAAGCAGCGUAUAUAACGAUUGAAUGCGUGGAUGUUGUCAUAGGAUUACAGGCUUUACAUUGAUGAAUUUUCUUAAAAGUAUCUGCAUCCGAAGAGCCAUUCUGACCAAAGUGCCUGCAUGAAUACUUAAUGUUCUCAGAUCAGCAUGUACUGUGUUUAUUCAAGUCAGUGCCGUUUUUGCAUUAGUAUAAAGAAUGACACAUGGCCAAUGGCGCCUUCCUGCCCUUUUUUCCAUCCUCAGCUGGUGAUUUCAAACCUAAGUGCCUGUCACCAUUACCCAAGCCAUAUAGCUAGCUAUCUUGUGUGAAGCAAUCUGAUACAAGUAAAAAAUUAUCGUUUUAUUUCACCAUUUGGAAUGUGUAGUUUUGACAUUUGCUGGUGCCUUUCAGGUAUGUUGUCAUUUUUUCUAAAAUUAAAGUCUUAUCCUGUA
Messenger RNA from Phycodurus eques (leafy seadragon), 3589 nucleotides. It is a transcript of the gene spryd3, whose product is annotated as SPRY domain containing 3. The coding region runs from base 111 to 1358 and encodes 415 amino acids. The transcript is spliced from 11 exons. NCBI's taxonomy places the organism in Eukaryota, Metazoa, Chordata, Actinopteri, Syngnathiformes, Syngnathidae. The record is from RefSeq and is a predicted model, not a curated record. Gene Ontology annotation, molecular function: protein binding.